This is a messenger RNA of Electrophorus electricus (electric eel), 855 nucleotides long. It is a transcript of the gene cnn1a, whose product is annotated as calponin 1, basic, smooth muscle, a. Gene Ontology annotation, molecular function: actin filament binding. Gene Ontology annotation, cellular component: actin cytoskeleton. The record is from RefSeq and is a predicted model, not a curated record. Gene Ontology annotation, biological process: actin filament organization; actomyosin structure organization. Lineage: Eukaryota; Metazoa; Chordata; Actinopteri; Gymnotiformes; Gymnotidae.
AUGGCAACCCCAUUCAGCAAAGGACCCGCCUUUGGACUGUCUGCCGAGGUCAGGAAUAAGCUGAUGCAGAAGUAUGACCCCCAGACAGAGGAAGACCUGCGCGAGUGGAUGCAGGAGGUCACAGGUCGGGUUAUCUCUGACAACUUCAUGGAAGGACUAAAGGAUGGGGUUAUCCUUUGCGAACUGAUCAACAAGUUGAUGCCUGGAUCAGUGCCAAAGGCCAACCGGUCGUCGCUCAACUGGCACAAGUUGGAGAACAUCACCAAUUUUAUUCGAGCCAUUAGUGAGUAUGGGCUGAAGCCCCAUGACAUCUUUGAGGCCAAUGACCUGUUUGAGGACGUAAACCACACCCAGGUGCAGUGUACCCUCAUCACACUGGCCGGAGUGGCGAAGACCAAAGGAUUCUACACAAAGUAUGACGUGGGGGUGAAGUAUGCCGCCAAGCAUCAGAGGAAAUUCACCAGCGAGAAACUGAAUCAGGGCAAGAGCAUAAUCUGUCAGCAGUUGGUCUCCAACAAGUAUGCCAGUCAGAAGGGCAUGACCUCCUAUGGCACACAACGACACCUCUACGACCCCAAGAUGGGCAUGGAGAAACCCAUGGAGCGCAGCAGAAUCCACCUCCAAAUGGGCACCAAUAAGUGUGCCAGCAUGGCUGGCAUGCCAGCCCUAGGCACAGCAAGGCAGGUGACGGAGAAGAACGUGAGUUUGCGGCCGGCAGACACCACCACGGUGUCUCUGCAGAUGGGGACCAACAAGAUGGCGUCGCAGAGUGGCCUCACCCCCAUGGGAGGCCCCCGCCUGGUCUACGACCGCAAGUAUUGCCCCCCACGGGGCGAGUGUGAGGCCCGAGUCUGA